Molecule: messenger RNA, 826 nt
Organism: Lotus japonicus
Lineage: Eukaryota; Viridiplantae; Streptophyta; Magnoliopsida; Fabales; Fabaceae
Exons: 2
Coding region: 48-722 (224 amino acids)
Source: RefSeq, a predicted model, not a curated record
UUUAUGUGGAGGGAAAUAAAUGAGUGUGUGGGGAAGUAGGAAAACAAAUGGGGGAGUCUCGUGGAUUUCCAGGUAUGUUGGGUUCCAUUGACUGUAUGCAUUGGGAAUGGAAAAAUUGUCCAGUUGCAUGGAAAUGUCAGUAUUCUCGAGGUUCUAACAGUGAUAUCAAUGUGCUAAACCAAUCUGAUGUGUUUACCAAUGUGUUGAAUGGCACAGCUCCUGAAGUGCACUACGAGGUGAACAGAACACAAUAUCAUAUGGGUUACUAUCUAGCGGAUGGUAUCUAUCCCGAGUGGGCUACAUUUGUCAAGACAAUCCCAAUGCCACAAGGAGAAAAAAGACAAUUGUUUGCCAAAGCACAAGAAGGAGCAAGAAAGGAUGUUGAGCGCGCAUUUGGAGUACUCCAAUCUCGAUUUGCAAUUAUUCGCGGCCCCUCACGCUUCUGGCAUGUGAAUACCAUGAAACAUUUAAUGUAUGCAUGCAUUAUAUUGCAUAACAUGAUUGUUGAAGAUGAACGUGAUGGGUAUAAUGGUAAUUUUGUUUACGACCAAGUAGACAAUGCCAUCAUAACCGCUGAAGUAUCUAAUGGUCCUAUCCCUUCAUUUGCAACAUUCUUAGAAAGAAGAGGUCAUAUGAGUCAAAGAGAAAUCCAUCGCCAACUUCAAGCAGACUUGGUGGAGCAUAUUUGGGAGCUCUCCAAAAGUAGGAAUAAUGAAAUUUAAUCUUUGUGAGAGUUUUCAUUAUUAUUUAUUUUGCAAUGAAUUUUAUCUUAUUUCGAAUUUAAUUAUAUAAUAUAAUGUAAUGCAUUUUGUUUGAAUUUUGUUUU